UUGAGCACUAUCGAGUGAAGGAAGAGUGAAUUUGAAUGAAAGUGCGUGUAUAAUAAUUUACUGUUUGGCGAGUUAUUUUGUGGUGGUCUGAAUAAUAUUUUAUAAAACGUUUUGCUUCUUUAAUUCGAAAUACUUUAGUUAAAUUACAAUACAAUGGCUGAUGAAGAAUAUGAGGCGGAAGAUGCAGGCGCAGACUACGACGAUAUUGCCGAGGAAGACGAUAAUAUUGAAGAAACUGAAGAACAGGAAGAAGAUGGGUAUAACACACAGUUCUUAGCACCUGGACAAGGAGGUGGUGGAGUUGAGAAACAUAAAAGAAUCACUACACGAUACAUGACUAAAUACGAACGCGCCAGAGUUUUAGGUACUAGAGCAUUACAAAUAGCAAUGUGUGCUCCAGUGAUGGUGGAGUUGGAGGGAGAGACAGAUCCGCUUCAGAUUGCAAUGAAAGAGUUAAAGCAGCGCAAGAUCCCCAUUAUAAUUAGACGAUACCUGCCUGAUCAUUCCUAUGAAGACUGGAGUAUUGAUGAACUCAUUAUCAUAGACCAUUAAAUAAAUUUAUUUUAAGAAACAAGUGAAAUACAGAUAGACUAUCAAAGGCAAUCAAGGGUUGGGUGAAUUUUAGGAGUGUUUUGAACGCCAUCGUAGGCUGUCAUUAGUGUUUAUUAAAUUGUACCAUACACAGUAAUCAAUUUAAUUAUUCUAUUUUAUAAAUAAGUACUGAUACAAUGUAAUUUUUAUGAAUGUUUAAUUUAAAAAAAAUGUGUGACACUAAUGAAACAUUACAUGCCACAUUCAAAGAGUCGUGAAAUUCACCCGGUUACAUUUUAUGAGUAAACUUACAAUGAUCUUAAACUGUGACUAGAUUACUUUGCCCUUUUAUAUUUUUGAUGUAGCUGUUGGUAUUAUCAUUUUGUAUAAAAUAAAAUUUCUCUUUUAAUAAUUAAGUUAAUUAUAAAUUACAAAAUAUUUUUGAUAUACUAAUGAGUAUUUUUUAAUCUACAUUGGAAACUCCCAAGAAUUUAUUUAUAAACAGAGAAAAAGGUAUUAAAAUUGUAUAACAAAAAAGUUGUAAGAAUUAAUUUCAAACGUAGGAAAUAUACUGAGUUUAUUGUCCAAUUAAUGUUUGCCAAAUAUUAUAUAUGAUACUCAUAAUUAAUA
This is a messenger RNA of Plodia interpunctella (Indianmeal moth), 1161 nucleotides long. It is a transcript of the gene RpII18, whose product is annotated as RNA polymerase II, I and III subunit F. Gene Ontology annotation, biological process: transcription by RNA polymerase II; transcription by RNA polymerase I; tRNA transcription by RNA polymerase III. The transcript has 2 exons. The record is from RefSeq and is a predicted model, not a curated record. Lineage: Eukaryota; Metazoa; Arthropoda; Insecta; Lepidoptera; Pyralidae. Bases 154 to 552 code for a protein of 132 amino acids. Gene Ontology annotation, molecular function: DNA binding. Gene Ontology annotation, cellular component: nucleus; RNA polymerase III complex; RNA polymerase I complex.